AUGAUAAAUACAUCAGGUAAAUUUAAAAAUUUAUGUUUGAAUAUAAUUAAUAAUAUAAAAAAUAAUCCAAAAGAGGAAGAAAAUAAAACGACUGAAAAUGAUAAUAAUAACACAUCAACUAAUGAAAACUGUGAUAAAAAAUACGAUAUAAAAAAUGAUGUAUUAAAACAAGUUCAGGAUAAUAAAGAAAUAAAACAAAAUGAAGAAUUAUCCAAAGAUUUAGAUAAACAAUUAAACUUAACACACCAUAUUAUUACUGACCAAACUGUAGACAAUAAUAUAAAUAAAAAUAAUACAGACAAAAACGUGGGCCUAAAUCAGACUGAUAAGUAUAAUUUCCUUCAAUCUGAAAGUGAUGUAAAUGGUAAAAAUGGUAAAAACGAAAACGAUGAUGAUAAAAAUGGUAAAAAUGAAAGCGGUGAUGAUAAAAAUGGCAAAAAUGAAAGCAAUGAUGAUAAAAAUGGCAAAAAUGAAAGCGGUGAUGAUGAUAAAUAUAACGAAACGAAUUGCAUUGUAGGAAAUUAUAUUAAUUUGAAGGCAGAAAAACAUGAAAAUGAUUCUAAAGAAUUGUGUCAAGAGUCUAUAAAAGGAAGUAAUGAACAUUUCAAUACCACGAUAAAGGAACCAUGUAACAAUAUAACUACUGAUUUAAACUUCCAUUUCAAAUGUGAUAUAAAUAAUAAAAAUUGUUAUGACACUUCAAAAAAAAAGAAAGAAGAAAAUGAUGAUAAUAAUAAUAAUAAUAACAAACCAAUGUAUUACUACAAUACUGCAUCAGAUUUAAGCACAUGUAAUAAUGAAAAAAAUAUAAAAAAUUUUUAUGAAGAAAAACUUGGUGAUUCUUGCCGAUUUUUUAUUUACACAUCAAAUCCAUAUAAUUCUGAUAUUAGAAUGAUAAAAGAAAAUUGUUUAACUAUAUAUCAAUUAUUAUUUACUGAGAAAAAAAAAUGGUGUUCUAUUUAUAUAUGCACAGAUAAUGGGCCGAUGUCAAAUUUUAAUUAUCAUUUAUAUAAAAUAUUAUGUAGUAAAGAUGAUAUAUAUAUGUACUUUUUUUUGUUAAAAAAAUUUAUAUUUUCAUGCUAUAUAUACUUUAAUUUAAUUAGUAUUCAAAUAUUUUCCUCUUUAUCAAUUUUUUCGUACAAAAAUAGAAAUUCAAGUCGUUCCACAGAUGCUCAAAAUUAUAUGAGUGUUAACAACUUUUCAGAAUUAAAAAAUUAUGAACAAUUUCAAAAUAAAACAGAUGAUAAUAUAAGUUUGAGGAAAGGAGACGAUGAGAAAAAAAAAAGAAAACAAAAAAAUGAAAUAUCAAAUAAUUUAGAAAAUAAAAAACCUAAAUUAAAUAAUGACGAAAAUGAUGAAAAUAUAAAAUGUUUUAGUAAAAAUUUAGAAAAUACUCAUAACAAAGAAUAUAAUGACUAUUUUUUGUCGAGUUAUAAAAAUAAUAAAGAUAAUGAUUCCGGUAAUGUCGAAAGCGACAAUAAAAAUAUGUUUUUGUUUAAUAAUGACUUAGAUUAUAAAUGUAAAAACAAUUUAAAUAAUUUAUUAAAUUAUGAUGAUAUAAAAAAUAAUAAUUAUUUAUAUAAUGGCUUUUGUAAAAAUGAAGAAUCUCAAUUUUUCAAUUUUAUAUAUAAUCCAUAUAAACAUAUAUAUGAAAAUAAAACUAACACAUGCUCAACUUAUUUUAAUUUUUUUGAAAAAGAUAAAACAGAUAUUAAAAAAAAGUUACAAUUAUUUAUUAAUACACAUUCACCUACUAUGAUAAAUAUUACAAAAAAUUUGAAUUCAUUUUAUUUAAAUAAAAAUAAAAUAACAUCUUUUGUUGAAAAGUAUAAAGACACUAGCUUUUUUUCCUGUGAUAAUUUUAAAAAAGAAAUAACAGAAAAAUUUGUAAAUAGUUUUGUUGAGACUUUUAUUUUGAUGAUUACUAAAACGGAAGGUAAAGAGAAUGCUUGCGAAAAUGAAGAUAAUGGUGGCCAAAAUAAAGAAAAUGGUGGCCAAAAUGAAGAGAAUGGUGGCCAAAAUGAAGAGAAUGCUUGCAAAAAUGAUCAAAUAAAACAUGGCGAAAAUAUACAAGGGCAAGAUCAUUUUAAUGCUGGAAGCGAUGGAAAUUCGCUAGCUACAACAUUUGAUGGUAAUUCAAACAAAGAAUUUAUAAUAAAUAAAAAUGAACCAAUUUCAAGUAAUCAUAUUGAAAGUGCUCAAGUUGGUAAUACAACAAAUGAUGGGAUGCUGGAAAAUAGGAGCAAUUUGUUGGAUGAAAAAAGUCAAAGUGUUGGCAAAAAUGAAAAAAAUGAAAAAAAUGAUAAAAAUUGUGAAAAUGACAAAAAUGACGAAAAUAACAAUACGUCUGAUAACAUUCCCCCUAUGUCAGAAAAUGAAACAGAAGAAGAGUCACUAUUGGAAAAGGAAGAUAACAAGGAGGCGAGCUGUCGAAAUAGUGACGGUUGCCGAAAUAGUGAUGACUGUCGAGGUGCUGAUUCGGUUUGUCCCGAAAGUGGAUCAAAAAAUUGGGAUACACUUGAUAGCAGCAAAAAUCUUGACAGUAGUUGUGCAAUAAGUACAAACUAUGUUGAAAGUAAUGGACUGAUGGAUAGCAACAAUAAUAUUUUAGGAACAGACCAAAAUGUAGAAGAUAUGAAUACAAAGGCUUUUGAAAUAUCUGGAGAAAGCGGUGAAAGUUGUAAUAAAAAUGAUAUAAAAAAGGAAUAUAAUUUAUUAGAUGAAAAUGGCGAAAAUGGUGAAAAUGGUGAAAAUGAUGAAAAUAAUAAAAAUGAUAAAAAUGAUGAAAAUGAAAAAUGUUUUUUGAAAGAAGAUAAAAAUAAUCCUAAAUUGAAUGAUCAAUUAAAAACAAGUCAAAGUUUACCAAACAAUAUAAUAUUAAAUAAUUUAAAUAUAUUAAUGGCAGAUCUAAAUGAAUUAUAUUAUUAUCUUGAAAAUAAAAAAGGUAAAUUAAUAAGACAAGGAUGGAAUAUUCAUGGUGGUUUAGAAAAUGGUGGAUAUUAUUCAAGUUUUGGUAAAAAUAAAUAUUUUGAUAUAAACAAUAAUGAAGAAAAUAACAUAAUUUUAAAAACAGGUAUUUUUGAAAAUCAAAAAUUAAAUUCGAUAUUUUAUGAUGGAGAAAAAAAUGAAGAUGAUGAUGAAAAUGAAACAAGAGUAAUAGAUGAAAUGUAUUAUAUAGAUACAAAUAAAAAUGAAGAUGAUCAUUAUAAUUUAGAAAUAUCAUCUAUAAAUUUAACAAAAUGUUGUUCUGUAUGUUCAGGAGCACAAUAUGAUAACUUUGAAACAAAUAGUAACCAUUAUAAUGAAAAUAAUAAAAUCGAAGUGUUUAUAAAAGAAAGCGAUUUUUUUUGUAACUGUAAUAAUAUUGCAAGUACAUCACAAAAUUUUAAUUCAAAUUAUAAAUUAUGUUUUAAUAAUGAUGUUAAAUCUGAUGAAUAUUAUAUGAUAAAAAAAAAUAACAUUGACCAAAUGAAUAAAAUGCUUGGUGAAAUAUUAUAUAUGAACAAUUCAGAAACAGAAGGAAUCAGAUGUAAAAAUGAAAUGGAUGGAACUGAUAUAGGAGGAGGAAGUUAUGGAGGGGAAGUUAAAAGAAAUGGAAAAUGUUACAUAAAAAAUAAUAAAGGUAUAGAUAAAGAAAAAAAUAAAAUAUGGUCAGAAAAUAAUUAUGACGAAACGUUUAAUAAUAAUAAUAAUAAUAAAGAUGGUGAUAAUAAUAAGCCAACAUUAACAAGUAGAGAAUUGCGAAAUUUAAGAAGAAAUAAAUUAUUAAAUAAUAAAGAAAUGGAACAAAAAAAUAAAUCAGUGAAAUCAACAUAUGGAUCAAAUUAUGAUAUAAAAUCUCCAAGAGUUAAGAAAUUAGAAAAAUUUACAAGUCUAGAUCAAGAAGAAUUAAGAGAAGUUUUUGGACCUACUGGAGUGUCAGGUGUUUAUUUUGAAAAAAGCCGAAGUAGUUGGACUGCUCAAUAUAAAGUGAGUGGAGGAAAAAGAAGAGCAAAAAGAUUUUUAGUUACAAAAAAUAUGACAUAUGAAGAAAUUGAAAAUGUUAAACAACAAUGCAUAGCAUAUAGAAAACAAAUGGAAAAAGAAUAUACCAAAGAAUUUCUAAAUGAGGACAAAAAAAAAAUAACUAGUAAUAAUAUUAAUCCUCCUGGAAAAAAAUCGAAAAAAAAAAGAAAAAUCAAAAAUUUUUAUGAUUGUUAA
This is a messenger RNA of Plasmodium yoelii, 4200 nucleotides long. Its product is annotated as AP2 domain transcription factor AP2-G2, putative. Gene Ontology annotation, biological process: regulation of DNA-templated transcription. The coding region runs from base 1 to 4200 and encodes 1399 amino acids. The transcript has a single exon. Gene Ontology annotation, molecular function: DNA-binding transcription factor activity. The record is from RefSeq and is a predicted model, not a curated record. Lineage: Eukaryota; Apicomplexa; Aconoidasida; Haemosporida; Plasmodiidae.